This is a messenger RNA of Meriones unguiculatus (Mongolian gerbil), 3864 nucleotides long. It is a transcript of the gene Hrh1, whose product is annotated as histamine receptor H1. Gene Ontology annotation, cellular component: membrane; dendrite. NCBI's taxonomy places the organism in Eukaryota, Metazoa, Chordata, Mammalia, Rodentia, Muridae. The record is from RefSeq and is a predicted model, not a curated record. The transcript is spliced from 2 exons. Gene Ontology annotation, biological process: chemical synaptic transmission; regulation of vascular permeability; positive regulation of vasoconstriction. Gene Ontology annotation, molecular function: histamine receptor activity; neurotransmitter receptor activity; G protein-coupled serotonin receptor activity. The coding region runs from base 512 to 1978 and encodes 488 amino acids.
AAGUCAUUCAUUCUUCAGGGCCUAGUGAGAAACAGAGGGGUGUGCGAUUCUAAACCUCGGGAGUUUCGGUGGUCCCGAAUCGUCAGUGUCACUCGGUCUUUUACUGGUCUGGUCCUAUCUUCCUCCGUUCACCUGUGGUUGAAUUUGCGAAGCAGCCUGUCUGCUUCUCCUUACACUGAGGUCUGCUCUGCGGCUCUCGGUGCCCCCGGGUGAGCGAGCGUGCGGUGGCAGUGGCGGAGGGCUGUCGCCAGGCUUCAGACCCAUCCAUCCUUGGCCUCUUGCCAAGCGCACGGAUGAGGGGCGCGGCGGUGGAAGCUGGGCGGGGGAGGGCGCACCGGGUCUGCUGGUGGGCGGGCCCCUCAGUGGCUCCUCCCCCGCACCCGCCUCCGCGUGCUCCCGCCACCCCCGCGCCCGCCGCCACCGCACCGAGUAGCCUGGCGGCCGCCGCCAAACUUUCCCCGGAGCUGCUGGCGCGGGGAGGGAGCCAUCUCUGGAGGCUGCCCUUGUGCCAAUGAGCCUUCCUAACACAUCCUCUGCCUUCGAAGACAAGAUGUGUGAGGGGAACAGGACCGCCAUGGCCAGCCCUCAGCUGCUGCCCCUGGUGGUGGUUCUAAGUAGCAUCUCCCUGAUCACAGUGGGCCUCAACCUGCUGGUGCUGUAUGCUGUGCACAGUGAACGCAAGCUGCACACAGUGGGCAACCUGUACAUUGUCAGCUUGUCAGUUGCAGACCUGAUCGUAGGGGCGGUCGUCAUGCCCAUGAACAUCCUGUAUCUCAUCAUGACCAAGUGGUCCCUGGGCCGCCCCCUCUGCCUCUUUUGGCUCUCCAUGGAUUAUGUGGCUAGCACGGCGUCCAUCUUCAGUGUCUUCAUCCUGUGUAUAGAUCGCUAUCGCUCCGUCCAGCAACCCCUCCGGUACCUGAGGUAUCGAACCAAGACCCGGGCAUCAGCUACCAUCCUGGGAGCCUGGUUUCUCUCCUUCCUGUGGGUUAUACCCAUUCUUGGCUGGCAUCACUUCAUGUCCCCAGCUCCAAGUCUUCAGGAAGACAAGUGUGAGACAGACUUCUACAAUGUCACUUGGUUCAAGAUCAUGACUGCCAUCAUCAACUUCUACCUCCCCACUUUGCUCAUGCUAUGGUUCUACAUGAAGAUCUACAAGGCCGUGCGGCAACACUGUCAGCACCGCCAGCUUACCAAUGGGUCCCUCCCUUCCUUCUCUGAAAUCAAGCUGAAGUCAGAGGAUGCCAAGGAGGGUGCCAAGAAACCCGGGAAAGAGUCUCCCUGGGGAGUUCUGAAAAGACCAUCAAAAGACCCUAUUGGAGGAUUGGAUCAGAAGCCAACAUCUGAAGACUCCAAGAUGAACUCUCCAACUACCUUCAGCCAAGAGGGGGAUAGGGAAGUUGUCCCACGCCACUGUUUCCAUCUUGACAUUAUGCAGACACAGACUGCGGCUGAUGGAGGCAGCAGGGGCUCAGAGGCCAAUGACCAGGCUCUGAGACAGCCCAAAAUGGAUGAGCAGAUCCUGAGCACUUGUCAGCGGAUCAGUGAGACAUCAGAGGACCAGACGUUGGUAGACAGACAGUCCUUCUCCCGGACCACAGACUCAGACAACAGCAUAGAUCCAGGGCUGGGCAGAGGCAAACUGAGAAGUGAGUCUAACAGUGGCCUGGAUUACAUCAAGAUCACCUGGAAGAGGCUCCGCUCACAUUCUAGACAGUAUGUGUCUGGGUUGCACUUGAACCGAGAGCGGAAGGCAGCCAAGCAGUUGGGUUUUAUCAUGGUCGCCUUCAUCCUCUGCUGGAUCCCCUAUUUCAUCUUCUUCAUGGUCAUUGCCUUCUGCAAGAGCUGCUGCAGUGAACCCGUGCACAUGUUCACUAUUUGGCUGGGCUACAUCAACUCUACAUUGAACCCCCUCAUCUACCCCCUGUGCAAUGAGAACUUCAAGAAGACGUUCAAAAAAAUCCUGCACAUUCGCUCUUAAGGGUACACCAAAAGAAUGCCACAGAGUGGGUGGACAUGUCUGAUGUCGAAGAGGGAACCAGAGGAAGGAAGCAUGACUGUCACUAUACCCCUGGGCAAUGGGGCGUGGAAUCUAAGGUCUUGGGCUGAGCAGUACGGAGGCAUUCCCAGGCACCGUCAGAAAGAAAGCAGGUGGCAGAAAGAUUGUACUUGGGGUAGUAGAAUUUGGAGUAUUUGAAAGCAACCUGGGCAGAGCAUGCCUGGCCCUCAGGGACCAUGGAAGUGUCAGAUGAUCCUUGGAUGUCAAGCUCUCUGACUCAAGUGUGGACGUGUUGCUAGAGUCCUUCUGUGGGGUUAGCCUGGACUCUGAGACUUUCCGAGAAAAAAAAAGAAAAAGAAAAAGAAAAAAAAAAAGCUGUGUGACUGCAGAGACAUGUACACAGAUGCUGUCCCCUGACAAGGGUUAUCUGGACAGGCAUGGCCACUGUCCCGCUUCACAGAACACAGCCCUUCUGAGCCCAGCCUCUCUUAUAGCCUUGUCCAGAGCUGUCUGCCCCACUGUGGAGCCUGCCUUACCUGUGUCUUAGAGUUGCUAGGAAAUUAGGCAGCUUGUGAGUCCAUCAUUUUCAACUCCUAGUUCCUUUUGGCUCUUAAUAUGACAACAACAACAACAACAACAAAACUACAACACAAUGACAAAAACUCCACUCAAAAGUCAAGAGGAGGAGAAAGUGGUUUUUGAAUAGUUCUAUCUUUUAAGUUUUAAAAUUUUGAUUUCUGAGUAUUUGUAUACAUUGCAUCUUAAGCAAAAGAAAGGCAAGAGAACGUUGUUUCUUAAAGGCUCCACCAGGGGGCUCUCACUCAAGGCCUCUGACAUGACAGAAAACACACGUAGGUCUCCUUUGCAGACAGACAAGCUGAGUAACAGCCAGGAAAACAAGGUUCCUGAGAUCAUUUGACAUUCAUGUCAGAAACUGAGAAUGAGAACCCUGUCACUGAUUUUCUCCAAAGACGAAGAAGAAGAAGAAGAAGAAGAAGAAGAAGAAGAAGAAGAAGAAGAAGAAGAAGAAGAAGAAGAAGAAGAAAUCCUGUCAGUUCUCACAGUGAGAAAUCCAUACUCAACAGUGUUCCCCAAGAGAGUUGACAAUGACCAAGAAGCUGGCAUGGAGCACAUCUGUGUGCACACAGGGUGAUUCUCAGAAGGGACAAAUGUACUUUUCUAUCUGUGAGAAGGUGUGAUUUCUAAUCAUACAUGCUAAGUGCGAUUUCUAAUCACAUAUGCCUUUUAAAGGCAUGGAAGCAUCCAGUUUUAUUUAUGCCAUAGUCUGGUUGAGAUUUAUAUUUUAAAAUAUAAUGUUGGAAUGUGUGUUGGAAGUAGGAACCCCUGUAAAAGCUGGUCUUUUGUGUCUGUGUUCCUGUUUGCAUGAUCUGUCCAAAUAAGAUAUUUUUGCUUACCUAAAACAUGACAUUUGGAAGGAUACUGUUACAUGGCUGUUUGUAUCUACUUUUCUAAGUCUCACAGGCUUAGAACAACUGGAAACAAAAGCCUGACAAGGGAUGUCUGCUCAAAUUUAUAAACGUCCUUUAAAAUGACUUCUAUUUUCUACAACGUGAGGGGAACAGGACAGCCAUGACCAGCCCCCAGCUGUUGCCUCUAGUGAUAAUUCUAAAGUAGCAUCUUACCUAACUUUGCGUCAUGGGACACUUCAUAAUUAGGCUUUGGGAGAUCUUAGGGCUAUGCAAAGAGCUUUGACCUGGGGUCUGACGAAGACAAGGGAUCCAUGAAUACAAGUUAUCAGCUCAGGAACAAGGUGCCCUGUGAUGAUGCUCAGGCUUUCCAAAACUUACGUGAUGUCUUCUACAUGGGAAAUAUCACACGCACAUUAAAAAUAAAGUAUUGGGGCUGGA